AUGGCAUCAGCCUCCCAAAUGGAAAACCCGCAUGAAAAGGUGCAGAUUAAUAUCUUGGCAAGGAUUAUCAGUAACGUUGAACGUUUAAAUCAGAGUGUAGCUACCCUCAACCAGGAGCUACAGCGUAUUAAUAGCAGAAAUAAAAAUAUCGAAAUAAUGGGUCAAAUGUGUGAAAACUACGGCAACGCCAUCGAAUUUAACCUUGAUACUACUGGGAAUAAGAAACCUCCGGUAUGA
This is a messenger RNA of Eremothecium sinecaudum, 237 nucleotides long. It is a transcript of the gene DAD4, whose product is annotated as Dad4p. Gene Ontology annotation, cellular component: DASH complex; mitotic spindle. Gene Ontology annotation, biological process: attachment of spindle microtubules to kinetochore. NCBI's taxonomy places the organism in Eukaryota, Fungi, Ascomycota, Saccharomycetes, Saccharomycetales, Saccharomycetaceae. The transcript has a single exon. The coding region runs from base 1 to 237 and encodes 78 amino acids. The record is from RefSeq and is a predicted model, not a curated record.